AACCGCUUUUCAACUGACUAACUGAAGAGUUUUCAUUUCGAACUGUUGCGCAUUUUCGCUCGCUUUUAUCUCGCUGAUUAGAUUGUCUACCCCAUUGAGUUUGUAUUUCGACCAAAUCAAAAUCAAGGCAGUAUCACUUCGGGCAGCGGCAUGUGCGGUCGAUUUAUGUGAGAUGUUUAGGGGCCCGGGCAUUGCUGGUCUCCUGCUCCCGGCUCUGCUCUUUGGCCUACUGUGCCCCAAACUGGCCGAAACGGAAAAUAUUUUGGCCAUAUUCUCGUAUACCUUUGGCUCGUCCUAUUUGCUGAUCACGCCGUUCCUGAAGAACCUCGUCCAGCGGGGUCACCAGCUGACUGUGAUAUCAUCCGUUAAGGAUAUGCCCCACAUAGAGGGUGUCCAUCACAUACGAGUGCCCAAACUGGAUAUGCUGACGAAAUUACUCUUGGACUACGAUUACGACUUUGACAUAAGCAAAUGGAUGGAGGCUCUGUUCGUGUCAGAAUACUUUUAUAACUGUUCGAAAUUUGUCCUGGAGGAUCCCGGGGUGCAGGAGCUGCUCCGCAACUCCAGUGCCCAGUACUCGAUGGUUAUUCUGGAGGCCUCCCACACCGAUGCCCUCUACGGAUUCUCACAGCACUUCAAUGCACCACUGGUGGGGAUUGCCGCCUUUGGAUCGGCAUGGAACAUUGACUUUCUGGUUGGUAACUCAGCACCCAGUGUCUACGAACCGAUGUCCGCCUUGGGUUAUUCACCCGGACUCAGUCUGAUAGAGAAGUGGCACAACCUGAUCUUCAUCACCGAGGAGCGUCUGGUGGAGCGAUUCAUCUACCUGCCGGGCCAAAUCGAUCUCUUUAAGCAGCACUUUUCCCGAGUUUCGGCUAGUAUUCAUGAACUGCGCCGGAAAUUUUCGUUGAUCCUGAUCAAUCAGCACUUCAGCAUGGGUCGGGUGCGCAGUAAUGUUCCCAAUAUCGUAGAAGUGGCGGGCAUGCACUUGGCCGAGCCCCCAGAUCCCUUGGAUGAUGAACUUAAGAAGUUAUUGGACGAAGCCGAACAUGGUGUAGUGUAUUUCUCGAUGGGCCUGCAAGUCCUGGAUAAGUGGUUGCCUCCGGGAAUGAUAAAUACCAUGCUGGCCGCCCUUCAGCAAGUAAAACAGCAAGUGAUUUGGAAAAUGAACAAUCCAGAGAUGGCUAACAAUUCACGGAAUGUCUAUGCAAGAUCUUGGCUUCCACAGCGAGAGAUUCUUAAUCAUCCCAACGUUAAGCUCUUUAUAACACAUGGUGGUCUUCUAAGUUCCAUUGAGGCGGUUCACUAUGCGGUUCCCCAGCUGUGUGCGCCCUUAUUUUAUGACCAGUUUCAGAACACCAAGCGUAUGGAACAGAUGGGAGUGGCCAGGAGUUUGGAUAUUAUGAACCUCUCCCCAGACGGAGUUGUCAAGGUCAUUGAGGAUCUCGUGUAUAACGCUAGUUAUAAACAAAAUGCCAGGUAUUUAUCCAGACGGUUUCAUGAUCAACCAAUGUCAGCCAUGGAGACGGCGAUUUGGUGGACGGAAUAUAUCCUGCGGCACAAGGGAGCCGAUCAUAUGCGAAUUGCCGAGCAAGAGAUGUCCCUGAUGCAAUACUAUAACGUGGAUGUUGUGUCGGUGCUCUUUGGACGAAUCGGUUUGAGUGUUAUCAUUGUGCUCUUCCUUGGCUGGAAACUGAUCUCAUUGGCAACGAGAAACCUUGAGUACCGUUUUAAUGUGCCCAUGGUAGGGUAAACCUGGGCUAUUUUAGCGUGAAUCUACCCAUUCAGUUCUCCCGAAAUGAACAAAUUAUUAUGCGUUUGGGAACCUUUUGUUUUAAAAAGUGUAUAACACAAAUGUUUUAAUGUUUUUUUAUAAUUAGUCUUAAAUGGUGCUAAGUAAUGGAAUAUUUGAACAUCCAAAUUAAAGAAAACAAUAAACUUGUUAAGGAUGUAUAUUGACAUGAGUUGUCUUAAAUCGCCAGUAGCGUAAAAAAAAAGUGUAUUAGUUGUAAAUGGCUCUAUCGCAUUGAUAGUUAAUUAUCUUAUCAGUCUGCUUAACGACCGUGAAGACGCCAAAUAAAAUAUUUCAAUUCGUUAUCAUUCGUUAUCAGUUAACAGACUUAAAAGGGUAAAGAUUUGUUUAUUCUUUCAUUCCACAGAUUAUAAUUACAUUUAAUAUUUCGAAUAAUUGAAAUUAAUAAAUGUUGAAUAGCAUUUAAAA
Molecule: messenger RNA, 2221 nt
Organism: Drosophila subpulchrella
Lineage: Eukaryota; Metazoa; Arthropoda; Insecta; Diptera; Drosophilidae
Gene: Ugt303A1
Product: UDP-glycosyltransferase UGT4
Exons: 2
Coding region: 173-1753 (526 amino acids)
Molecular function (GO): UDP-glycosyltransferase activity
Source: RefSeq, a predicted model, not a curated record